AUGUUCAAACCAACAGUCACUCGCAAUGCUUUCAAGGCUCUAAACACAGCUCGCGCAGCUGCAGCUUUCACUCGACCCUUGUCUUAUACACCUGCUCUCCACAAGAAAAGCAAUGACCCCUCAAAGGACCCUAUUGAAGCUGCUACGACUAGAGCUCCCGAAGGUGCAUCCGGUGAGCAUGAGGGUCAGUUCGCUCGUACCGAUGAGAGCGUCCAUAUCGAAUAUCCUCCCGAUAGCGAGAUGCCCGCACAGCCCGUUGUCCAGGGCCGUGGAGGUAUGCACUUUAAGCGUACCCUAGCUCAAUUCUCGUUGGAGAAGAAGGUUAGCAUGGUGACUGGUGGUGCGCGUGGUUUGGGUCUUGUUAUGGGACAGGGUCUGGUUGCAUCGGGUUCUGAUUUGGCUAUUGUUGAUCUGAACAAGGACGAAGCUGUGACAGCUGCCCAGUCGCUGAUUGACCAAUUCAGAAAAGAAAACCCCGGUAUCGAGGACACAGACAUGCCCACCGUCACAGCCCACUACGCGGACGUCGCAAACCCAGAUUCAGUAAAUGCCGCCCUAACCGAAGUCCUAUCAAAGCACGGCCAAAUCGACAACCUAGUCACCUCAGCCGGUUUCACAGAGAACUUCGACGCAAUCAGCUACCCCUUCGACCGUAUGCAGAAGCUAUGGGGCGUCAACGUAGACGGAACCUACCUCUUCGCGAUCGGCGUCGCCAAACACCUCAUGGAACGCAAGGCCCCCGGCAGCAUCGUCAUGAUUGGCUCCAUGUCCGGCGCUAUCGUCAACGUGCCCCAGCCACAGGCUCCAUAUAACGCGGCCAAGGCUGCUGUGCGCCAUCUUGCUGCUUCGCUGGCUGUUGAGUGGGCUGGUCAUGAUAUUCGUGUUAACUGUAUUAGUCCUGGAUACAUGUUGACUGCGCUUACCCGCAAAAUCCUCGACGAAAAUCCCCAACUCCGCGAUCAAUGGACCUCUCUUAUCCCUGCUGGAAAAAUGGGUACCCCCGAGGAUUUGAUGGGCGCCGUUACCUUUUUGCUUAGCGAUGCUUCUAAGUACAUUACUGGUGCGGAGCUCCGGGUUGAUGGAGGGUACACUGUCACCUAA
Messenger RNA from Penicillium antarcticum, 1101 nucleotides. RefSeq lists its product as uncharacterized. Gene Ontology annotation, molecular function: oxidoreductase activity, acting on NAD(P)H, oxygen as acceptor. The record is from RefSeq and is a predicted model, not a curated record. The coding region runs from base 1 to 1101 and encodes 366 amino acids. Gene Ontology annotation, cellular component: intracellular anatomical structure. The transcript has 4 exons. NCBI's taxonomy places the organism in Eukaryota, Fungi, Ascomycota, Eurotiomycetes, Eurotiales, Aspergillaceae.